Emys orbicularis (European pond turtle) is the source of this 2319-nucleotide messenger RNA. RefSeq names its product zinc finger protein 2-like. Lineage: Eukaryota; Metazoa; Chordata; Testudines; Emydidae. The transcript has 7 exons. Gene Ontology annotation, biological process: regulation of DNA-templated transcription. Bases 1 to 2319 code for a protein of 772 amino acids. The record is from RefSeq and is a predicted model, not a curated record.
AUGACGACGGUUAGCAGUCCUACUGCACCAUCUGCUGACAGCAGCACCCAGGACACAACAGCGGCGGUGUCGGACCAGGCGCACCGGGAGAUUGCCAUGGCUGGGAUGUGGGGCGAACCCCGUGCCUUGGGGGAAGGGCAUUGUGGGAUCCCCGUCCAGCAUCCCAAGAGGGAGGAGAGCGAGGCUGAGGAGCAGAGGCCUGUCUGGCCCUUGUCCCCGCGGAUGCCGUCCCAGUCCUGGCUGGGAUGCUCGGAGGGGGAAGAUUCUCCAUUGAGGACGGCACAGACACCUCCCCGGUCUCGAGAAGGGGCAGACACUGCUGGCCUUGAGCAGGCGGUGCCGUCCCAUGACUGGCCUCAUGGGGACGAGGUUCCUUCAUUCACCUGGGAGGCACCUGAGACCUGCGGCUCCAUGGGGACAGGCCCCACCAUGGGCUGUGCCGAGGGCAAGGCGGCCGUUUCAGGGCAGGCCAGCGAGGAAGACCAUCGGUUGCAGUUCCGCUCAGGCGCUGCCCGGCCUGGAGAAGCUCCCCGGGAGAUGCUAGCCCGGCUCAGCCGGGCUGCUCGGCUCUGGCUGCGGCCCGGGGAGCGCACCAAGGAGCAGAUUGUGGACGUCGUCGUGCGGGAGCGGUUCCUGGGGGCGCUGCGGGCGGACGUGCGGGCCUGGGUGACGGCGAGGGAGCCCCGCAGCAGCGAGGAGGCGGCUGCGCUGGCUGAAGCCUGCCUGGGGCAAGGGGAGUCGACCCAGCCUGCUCAGGCCCUGCUCCCCAGCCAGGCUGGCAGCUGGAGCUCAGGGCAGGUGGAGGGUCUGCGGCUCCUCACAACUGCCCGCACGGCUCUUACCAUGGCCAGGCUGCGGCUUCGAGGCCCCGGCCGGAACCGGGUUGGGGGGGCGGUGACCUUCGAGGAGGUGGCUGUGUAUUUCACGGAGGAGGAGUGGGCUGUGCUGGACCCCAGUCAGAGAGCCCUCUACAGGGACGUCAUGCAGGAGAAUUACGAGAGCGUGACCUCGCUGGGAUUUCUCAUUCCCAAACCCGACGUGAUCUCCCGGCUGGAGCGAGGGGAAGAGCCGUGGGUCUCAGAUCCCCAGGGCUCCGAGGAAAGGGGGAGCUUGAGCGGUGCCUGCAUAGGAUUUCCGGUUUCCAAGCCUGAUAUGAUUUCCCCAUUGAAAGGGGAGGGCGAGCCAUGGGUCCCCAAUCUGCAUGGCUCUGAGGAGAAGGAGAGCCCGCAGGGCGCCUGUGCAGGUGAGGGUCCAGCCCAUGAAAAUGCUCAGCACCAGGGUCCCCCGCAAGUGGAGCUGUGCAGGACGCCGUCCGUGAAAUCCGAAGGGAACGCGUCCUGGAUGCCGACGCAGGGGGAGCCACACCUUAUGUCAUCAAUAAAAUGCGAAGGGAGUCGUGAGCAGGAGGACGUCUGUGCGAGCUGGGGCGGGUUGGAAGGGCAGGAGGGAGCCCAGCCCACUUCCCCCGGGGGAGGCAGCGUGGGCCACAAAUACAUCCAGGUCCUGCUGAGCCUCCAGCCGGAGCAGCAGCGGCCGUGCCCCGAGUGCGGGAAGAUCUUCGUUGACCACGCUCACCUCCUACGCCACCAGCGGCUGCACGCUCUGGAGAAACCCUUCCCCUGCCCCGACUGCUGGCGGGGCUUCCUGCGGCGCUGUGACUUGUCCGUCCACCGGCGCUCCCACACCGGGGAGAUCCCCUUCCCCUGCCCUGACUGUGGGGAGGGGUUCCUGCGCCGCUGCGACUUGGCCGCCCACCGCAAGAGCCACAUGGGGGAGUGGCCCCACCAGUGCCCCAAGUGCGGGCGGCGCUUCCGCAAGCGCUCCGUCCUGGUCAACCACCAGCGCACCCACCUGCAGGACGAUCGCUACAAGUGCCCCGAGUGCGGCCAGGGCUUCAAGUGGCCGGGCCAGCUGGAAAUGCACCGGUACAGCCACAUGGAGGAGAAACGGCACACCUGCUUCAAGUGCGGGGAAAGCUUCAGCCAGCGUUCCCACCUCCUGGCCCACCAGGGCAGCCACCUCGGAGACGCCCCUUACCACUGCGCCGACUGCGGGAAGGGUUUUGCCCAGCACCCAGACCUCAUCCUCCACCGGCGGAGUCACACCGGUGACCGGCCCUUCCACUGCCCCCAGUGCGGCAUCGGCUUCGGCCGCAGCUCGGACCUCAGGAACCACCAGAGCGUCCACGCAGGCCAGCAGCCCUACAAGUGCCCCCUGUGCGGGAAAGGCUUCCAGGAGAGGGCGCACCUGGCCGCCCAUCAGAAAAGCCACGGCGGGGAGGAUUUCUACCUCGGCCUUGCCGCAGUUUGGACGGGGUGA